This is a messenger RNA of Peniophora sp. CBMAI 1063, 405 nucleotides long. Lineage: Eukaryota; Fungi; Basidiomycota; Agaricomycetes; Russulales; Peniophoraceae. The record is from the annotation of a GenBank genome assembly.
AUGCCGCUCUACCUCUCGUGGAAAACACAGCCGUGGAUGCCGCCCGGCACCGUUGUGAACGGAGACGCGGACCCGCGCGGGAGGUCGCCCCAAGGUUCACUUUGCACUGCUGCUGUGCGCGUCCCUCUCAAGCCUGCGCCCGAGAUCGAGUCUUCUGGCGCGAUAGACAACGUCAAGGCGAAGAUCCUGCACAAUGAAUGUCGUAUAGACCAUCUAGGGGCCACUUACGUUGUCGUUGUGCACAUCCUCGUGAAUCCCACGCCCGACAUAGACUCCUCGAACGCGAUCGACCACAUGACGGCGAAGAGUCAAGACAAUGACAGUGUCCUGGGAAGGAUAUUGAUUACCUCUACGCUGUUGCUAUGCACAUCCUCAGCAAGCCCGCGCCCCGACGUCGUGUUGUAG